Messenger RNA from Cuculus canorus (common cuckoo), 6660 nucleotides. RefSeq names its product myelin transcription factor 1 (gene MYT1). Gene Ontology annotation, molecular function: DNA-binding transcription factor activity, RNA polymerase II-specific; zinc ion binding; RNA polymerase II cis-regulatory region sequence-specific DNA binding. NCBI's taxonomy places the organism in Eukaryota, Metazoa, Chordata, Aves, Cuculiformes, Cuculidae. Gene Ontology annotation, cellular component: nucleus. The coding region runs from base 348 to 3938 and encodes 1196 amino acids. The record is from RefSeq and is a predicted model, not a curated record. The transcript is spliced from 23 exons. Gene Ontology annotation, biological process: regulation of transcription by RNA polymerase II.
UUGGAGCACGCAGUUGAUGUAAACAGACGCAGGCGUUUCACCUUUCGAGCACGAAGGCUGGGUUGUUGUUUUGAAAAUUGUACUGGAGAACCGAGGGGAUUUUUAUGAUGAUCAUCAUGCUCCCAGGUCCAUCUUUGCUCGCUCGCCGCGAGACGCUAGUGGACAUGUUACGCUUCUGACUGAAAAAAAAGAGGUUGAAUAAGACGCGAAAGGAGAUUUAUUGGGAGGGAAAAAAAGAAAAAAAAAAAAAAGAAACAACCCUUUACAACAUCAUAUCCAGACGGGAAACUUUCUAAAUCUUUCUGGAAGAGGAUGCUGGCCGGGUUUGUGGACCGCGAGCCGGGUGGAUGCGUGUCCGGAGGGGAGCGAGCGCGGGGCUAGAAGGAGCCGCUCUCGGAGAAAAUGAGUUUCGGGGUGAGCUGCUGAAUCAGAGGUGGACCUGCGGAGAGAAGAUCAGCAGCUGUGAGGGAGCCACCAGCCUGCACGGAACACACAUCAAGAUGAGUUUAGAAAAUGACGAUAAGAGAGCACGCACGCGAUCGAAGUCUAUCAGAGUGCCCACGGAGCUCAUCGGCCAGGAGGUGAGCUGUCCAACCCCAGGCUGUAACGGCUCAGGACACAUCCGUGGAAAGUAUGCAAGGCACAGAAGUUUACAAAGCUGCCCUCUAGCAAAGAAGAGGAAACUUCAGGAUGCGGAGGCCGAACAUCUGGUGUCGAAGAGAAAAUCCCAUCCACUCAAGCUGGCCUUGGACGAAGGCUACAAUGUCGACAGUGAUGGCAGCGAGGAGGCUGAGGUGAAGGAGGAGUCUGGCUCUGAUGAGUCAGAGGGGACGCUAGAGGAGGACGAAGCGGAGGCGGUGGAGCAGGAGGAGAUCCGCAGCCCUGAGCCGGCAGAAGAGAGAAGCCCAACAAAAUCGACCCAUUAUGGACAAACCACAGCAACAAGUACGUCUGGGCCCAGCAAGGCCAACUACAGCAGCUAUCAAGAAAUAAUCGCCAACUCUCUCCUAAACCUAGGCCAAAUAGCAGAGGAAACCCUUGCCAUCGAAGGGCAGCUGCCUGAAGCUGAGUUGCAGGUCUCCAAGCCACCACCCAAUGUUGUGCACCUGGUCCACGAGGAUGCAGGAGAGGAGUUAGUGGAGGAAGAGUGUGACAAGGAGAUCAUCAUCCAGACGGAGGAUGCAGAGGAGGUCAUCGAGGUCACCAGCGAACGCAGCAGUGAAUUGUGUCCGGAGCACCGGGAUGAUGCAAACUGCGAGGAGUCCUGCAAAUUGCAGAAGGCUGAAGCAGAAGAAGAGGAUGAUGAGGAUGACGAGGAAGAUGAAGAGGAGGAGGAAGAGGAGGAGGAGGAAGAAGAAGAGGAGGAAGAAGAGGAAGAAGAGGAGGAGGAUGAAGAGGAGGAGGAGAUGGCUCCUGAAGUGAUCUGCGAAGAAGCUCCUUGCACUUCUCAGGACACCCAGAAAAGCCACUGUGAAGGGCAGUUCAGCCCAAAGCCUGAGUACUCAGUCAUCGUGGAGGUCCGGUCAGAUGAUGACAAAGAUGAUGAUGCCCGCUCCCAGAAAUCGGCAGUGACUGAUGAGUCAGAGAUGUAUGACAUGAUGACGAGGGGGAACCUGGGCCUGCUGGAACAAGCCAUAGCGCUGAAAGCUGAGCAGGUCAAAAUUGUGCGGGAACCCAGCAGGCUGCCAGGAGAGCACGUAAAGCACUUCCAGGUGGAUGAGAAACAGAGCAAACCACUGGACAGCAUCCGAAAGAGCUACUAUGGCAAAGAUCCCUCAAGACCCGAAAAGCGAGAAAUCAAAUGUCCAACUCCUGGCUGUGAUGGGACUGGCCAUGUCACAGGACUCUACCCUCACCAUCGCAGCCUCUCUGGUUGUCCGCACAAGGACAGGAUCCCUCCGGAGAUCUUGGCGAUGCACGAGAACGUGUUAAAAUGCCCCACGCCAGGCUGCACAGGACAGGGUCACGUCAACAGCAACCGCAACACGCACAGGAGUUUAUCUGGGUGCCCUAUUGCUGCUGCUGAAAAAUUAGCCAAAUCGCAUGAAAAGCAACAAACCCAGUCUGGUGAUCCUUCAAAGACCAGCUCCAAUUCUGACCGGAUACUCAGGCCUAUGUGCUUUGUGAAGCAACUGGAGAUCCCUCAGUAUGGAAGCUACCGGCCCAACAUGGUCCCAGCAACCCCCCGGGCCAACCUGGCCAAGGAGCUGGAGAAGUACUCCAAGGUCACCUUCGAUUAUGCAAGUUUUGAUGCUCAGGUUUUUGGCAAACGCAUGCUUGCCCCAAAGAUUCAGACUAGCGAAACCUCACCUAAAGCCUUUAAAUCCAAACCUUUUCCAAAGGCCUCUUCCCCCAGCCACAGCCCCUCCAGCAGUUACGUGAAGAGCACUUCAUCUUCCUCCACAGGCUUCGACUACUCCCACGAUGCCGAGGCUGCGCACAUGGCUGCCACUGCCAUCCUCAACCUCUCCACCCGCUGCUGGGAAAUGCCGGAGAAUCUCAGCACGAAGCAGCAAGAGACCCCCAGCAAGUCCAUGGACAUUGAGGUGGAUGAGAAUGGGACUCUGGACUUGAGUAUGAACAAGCACCGCAAACGGGAGAGCACGCUCCCCAGCAGCAGCAGCUGCAGCAGUAGUCCCAGCAUGAAGUCCCCAGAUGUGUCCCAGCGCCAAAACAGCACCAGUGCCACAAGCAGCACCAUGACCUCCCCCCAGUCCAGCCAGACCUCCCGACAGGAUGAAUGGGAUGGGCCUAUUGACUACACUAAACCAAACCGGCAACGGGAGGAGGAGCCAGAAGAGUCAGAGCCCGCUGCCCACUCUUUUGCCUCCUCAGAAGCUGAUGAGCAAGAAGUGUCGGAAGAAAACUUUGAAGAGCGAAAAUACCCAGGGGAAGUUACUUUAACCAACUUCAAGCUUAAAUUCCUCUCUAAGGACAUCAAGAAAGAGCUGCUCACUUGCCCAACCCCAGGCUGUGACGGCAGUGGACACAUAACGGGAAACUAUGCCUCUCACCGCAGCCUUUCUGGUUGUCCUCUUGCUGACAAGAGCCUCAGAAACCUCAUGGCUGCCCACUCUGCUGACCUCAAGUGCCCUACUCCUGGUUGUGAUGGCUCUGGUCACAUAACAGGAAAUUAUGCAUCGCAUAGAAGCUUGUCAGGCUGCCCUCGUGCCAAGAAAAGUGGGAUCAAGAUCACCCCGACAAAGGAUGAUAAAGAAGACCCAGAGCUGAUGAAGUGUCCAGUUCCUGGCUGCGUUGGGCUUGGACACAUCAGUGGCAAAUACGCUUCUCACCGGAGCGCAUCAGGGUGCCCUCUUGCAGCCCGCAGGCAGAAGGAAGGAUCGCUCAACGGCUCCUCAUUUUCCUGGAAGUCGUUAAAGAAUGAAGGACCAACCUGCCCUACCCCAGGCUGUGAUGGCUCUGGCCACGCCAAUGGGAGCUUCCUCACUCACAGAAGUUUGUCAGGGUGUCCAAGAGCUCCUUUUGCGGGGAAGAAAGGAAAACUCUCAGGGGAUGAAAUUCUCAACACAAAGUUCAAGACCAGCGAUGUUCUGGAGAAUGAUGAAGAGAUCAAACAGCUGAACAAGGAGAUCAGUGACCUGAACGAAUCCAACUCGGAGAUGGAAGCAGCCAUGGUGAAACUGCAGUCGCAGAUCUCCACCAUGGAGAAGAACCUGAAGAACAUUGAGGAGGAAAAUAAAAUCAUAGAGGAGCAAAACGAAGCCCUGUUCCUGGAGCUCUCAGGGUUGAGCCAGGCUCUAAUCCAAAGUCUUGCCAAUAUCCGCCUUCCGCACAUGGAGCCAAUCAGUGAGCAGAACUUCGACGCAUAUGUGAACACGCUGACCGAUAUGUACACCAACCAGGAGUGCUACCAGAACCCGGAGAACAAGGACCUGCUGGAGAGCAUCAAGCAAGCUGUCAAGGGCAUCCAGGUUUAGUGCCGUGGGAUGGAGACGAGCAAGCAAACAGACUGUAAGAUGGACCUUUCCCUCCAAGUAUUCAGGUUUACAAGUUAGAAAACUUGUGUAAUUAAUUAAAAAAAAAAAAAAAACAAACAGAAAAAAAAAGGACCAAAAUGUAACCAAGAGGCCAUUUCUGAGACGUGGAACCGAUUGAACUCAAUGUUCUCGUUUACUUAACUUUGGACCUUCUUGAGGAAAGUGGGAUUUUUCUACCUGGACCACGAGGUAGAUGAGGAUGGAAGGUUAAAUUCUCCAGUAGGCUGUGGGGCUUGGUAGCUGGUGAAGAGCAGGCAUCUGUCCUGAGUUGCUGUGCUCUUGCAGAAUUGAUCCAAGGGUUAAAACUUUAUAAGAACAGGGUCUUGUCUGAUCCAAGACUAGCGUAUGACUGGCUUAAACCCUCAUGUUGUCUAUGGUCGUAUGUCCAGAUCACCUACUCACACAUGAAUUAUGUUCUGUGUUGCUACAAGUGCUGGAGCUGCAAGCUACCUGUAAAUCUGAACCUGUGCUGGGCCUCCCAACCCCGAGGUGUUCAGAUAUCCACUGGGCAUGGGAACUCUGAAGUAUUAUAAAGUAGCUUAUUUUUAUUUUCUGAAAGAAAUCCGAAGAGCAGUUCUGGAUCUCCAGUGGAAAGCGCAAUGGAAAAAAGGUUCUCAGGGAAGCUUUUGGAGUUUGCAACUACAGUAUUCCUUUGUCUGUCUUAAAGAUGAGAAUAGCUAUUAUGAAUAGGCCAAUACCAGAUAUUUCAUACAGAAGAAGUCUUUCAUGUGUCAUGGUCCGGUGUAUAUGAUUUUUUGGAAGUCUGUUUGAUGACAGUUCUGGUUCUUUUCAUUAUUGUGAUCAUCCUUACAGUGGCGCAGUCCUGCCAGUCCAGAGAUCAUACAUCAAUGCCAGAGAAUGUUCAAGAUUGCGAUGCACACAAAUAAUAAGAAACAAAAAAAAAUCCAACAACAAAAAGCAAGGUGUAAAUUGAUGGCCAGCAAAGUGCUUACCUACCGUGAAUGAGUAGUUGAUUUCUUACAGCUAUCCACAGGGCAAUGGGUAUUUUUUUGGCUUGGUUGGUUGUUCUGUGUAAAAUCGCAGUACAAGCACCAUUCUGAAAAAACAAAAAAAAAAAAAGCAAAAAACCAAACAAACCAAUAAAAGAAAAAAAUUAAGAGUAUUCAGGUAUUGAGUAUUCUUCCAAAGAAGCAUUUAGUAAGCAGCUCAAUACACACAGCCCAUUGUGCACUUAAAGAACAAUUCUAUGAAUGUCUUUGCGACACUGCUCGCCAGCACCCGCUCCACAGCGCCUGGAGCCGGCUGUCGCCCCAGAUUUGCUCUUCCGUCAUCCGGAGCUCGCUGUCCCCCUGCUGCAAACGCUUUGGAAGCAGAGGGCGACAACCACUGCCCAGCCCUGAGGAGUCCCAGUGUGGGGUGCAUCCUGCAUCCCUCCUGGAGACGGAGUGGGCAGAGCUGGGGAGGAUUUUGCUGACCCAUAUUAAAGGCAAGACUCUGGUAUUGAUUCAAGCCCAAUCCUGCAGAUAUUUAGGGCUUAAUCCAUGAUCUGGAGAACUCACUAGAAAGCUUCCCAGUGAUUCCAGUGGCCACAGGAUCCGGCUUUGAAGCCCAUGAGCCACUUGGCUUGUGUUGCUUCCCUAUAGAUCCCAGUAGGGCAGCUGGCGCGGGCGGGUUUGCUCACGUCCUUAAGUGUUUGCAGGAUCAGCCUCCAUGAGUUCACUUAUUUUAGAACCCAUUCCAAGUGCAAAAAAAUAUACAAAAGAAAGGGAAAAAUAAUAAUAAUUUGAGGUGUUAAAAACACAAUGUUCUCAACGUGUAAAUAGAGUCCAAAUUGAUUGUGACUGCAAUUCAGUUAGUAUUUAAAAGUAGAGAAAUUGCACUUCCUGGAAGAAAGAGAGGGAAAAAAAAAAGUAGUUAGUUUAAUUAUCCUGUAAAUUAUUUAAUUUUGGCAAGAUGUAUGUAAUUUAUAUUUACAACACCUUUAUGUUAACUUUUUGCUAUUUAUUUAACUUUUUUAUUUAUUAAUUUUAUACUUAUUUUCAACUGGACACCGCACCAUAGAAAAGGAGAUAAAAGAAGCAAAAAAAAAGCAAAAAAGUUAAACUUUUGACCAUAAAAUAUGAUAUUCCAAAAAAAAGAGAAAAAAAAAGAAGAAAAAAACCCUAUCUACAACUCCUCCUCGUAAUUUUGAUGCAACCAAGUUAUUUUUUAUAUAUUUUGUUAUUUAUUCUUUUAACGAUGGGAAUUUUUUUAAAGAUAUUUUAUAAACUGAAGCAUUUUUGAUAAUUUUUUGGUUUGUUUUUUUGCGGGCGGGAAAGGGGGGUGGGGCAGGCAGGGGCACCAAGGGGAAAGAGAGACUCUUUCAGUUGUGUUCUUUUUCAUUCCUCUUAUUUCAGGCACUGAGAACAGGAAAUGAAAAUUCUGUAUUUAUUAUUUAUUUAAUAUUUAAGUCGGGAAAAAAAAAACAAACGAACUGUGCUCUUGUUGUAUAUUUAUUUUGUCGUUUGUGUGUCAGUUAUGUGAUGACUGAGUACUUGUUUAUGUGAAGGAAUACUGUUAAUAUUUAAAUAAUAAAGAGUCACAUUGAAAGUUAUAGCGGGCUACCUGUUAUUCUGUGAAAAUGAAUACUGUGAUCUACUUUCCUCAGGAAAUGUACUUUGCAGACAGAACUUCCUUAUGUACUGGCAGGGUUUCUUUCGUA